Messenger RNA from Penicillium subrubescens, 1881 nucleotides. Its product is annotated as putative sucrose transporter. Gene Ontology annotation, molecular function: sucrose:proton symporter activity. NCBI's taxonomy places the organism in Eukaryota, Fungi, Ascomycota, Eurotiomycetes, Eurotiales, Aspergillaceae. Gene Ontology annotation, cellular component: membrane. The coding region runs from base 1 to 1881 and encodes 626 amino acids. The transcript has 4 exons. The record is from RefSeq and is a predicted model, not a curated record.
AUGGUACACUCAACCACUGAGCAAGCUGUCCACGAACAUUCACCCCUUAUGGAGUCACGGCGUGAAAAUGACUCCGAUGGUGGGUUUGUCGGGGGCCAGGUUGAAGGGAAGGAUUUGGAUGAUUCGUCCAAGAGUGGGUGGUAUUUGUUUUUGUUGACUAUUUCUAUUGGAGGGUUGCAGGUUGUUUGGUCAGUGGAAUUGUCUAAUGGGUCGCCAUUCCUGCUCUCACUUGGGAUGAGCAAAGCUCUCCUUGCUUUUGUAUGGAUAGCGGGCCCUGUGACUGGUACCCUGGUGCAACCGUAUAUCGGCAUUCGAAGCGAUAAUUGCCGGCAUCCAUGGGGUAAAAGGAAGCCAUUCAUGUUAUGGGGUGCUGUGGCACUUAUCAUCUCUUUACUUGCAUUGUCAUGGGUUCAGGAGAUUAUGGGUGGGAUUUUGUCGAUAUUUGGUGUGGAUCGACAGUCUGGCGGAGCAAAGAUUACGAAUAUCGUUGUUGCUACGCUUUUGAUGUAUUGUCUUGAUUUUGCGAUCAAUACUGUCCAAGCGGCCAUUCGAGCAUUUAUUGUCGAUAACUGUCCCGCCCACCAGCAGGAGGUUGCUAAUGCAUGGGCCAGUCGGGUGACAGGCGUUGGCAAUAUCUUUGGCUUCAUCUGCGGAUAUCUCGAUCUACCGAAGAUUCUGCCAUUCCUUGGAAAGACCCAGUUCCAAGUUCUCUGCGCUCUGGCUGCUAUAUCCCUCAGCGUCACACUGCUCGCCACUUGUCUCUACAUUAAGGAGCGUGAUCCGAGACUGGAUGGGCCACCACCUUCCGAUGGUCUGGGUCUUGUCUCUUUCUUCCGCCAGGUUUUUAAAUCUAUUCGCCAUCUGCCCCCGCAGAUCGCCCGGGUCUGUGAGGUACAGCUCGCCGCGUGGGCAGGAUGGUUCCCAUUCUUAUACUAUGCGACUACUUAUGUUGGUCAGCUUUAUGUCAACCCUAUAUUUGAGGAUCAUCCCAAUAUGUCGGAUGAUCAGAUUGAUCAGACGUGGGAAGAUGCUACUCGGGUUGGAACUUCGGCGUUGCUGGCUUAUGCCAUUAUCUCCUUUGUGGCCAAUAUUGUCCUCCCGAUCUUCGUGAUCCCCACAUCCGGCCAAGUCUCUGAGACUACCGCUCAUCAUGAACGAAUCGUGCAUCCCGAGGAUGAGGAUGGAGGUGAAACGGGUCAAUCAUAUGAACCACUGCUCGACGGAACGCCUCACAAGGUCGUCGAGGAGAAGCCAACGUGGCUUUCUCGUCUGCAGAUCCCCGGAUUGACACUCCGCCGGACAUGGCUCUUGUCUCAUCUACUAUUUGCAGUAUGCAUGUUCAGCACAUUUUUCAUUUCGUCUGUCCCAGCCGGCUCGGUAGUCAUCGGCUUUGUCGGUAUCUGCUGGGCCUUGACUCUGUGGGCACCAUUUGCCCUAAUCUCCGCCGAGGUUGCCCGCGCCGAUGUCACACGGCGCUCACAUCGUCACGAAACAGGAGGAUCCGGGCCCGCGACGGAGUCCGGGAGGGCACAGAAUACUACCUCCGGCUCUUAUGCACCUGUGUCUAGCGAGGAUGAUCCUGAAGACGCCGAUGACGAUGAUGCCCACGAGCAUGAUGUGGAGAAUGGUGCCCCGAAGCCACUUCCCGUCAGUGAGGAAGAGAACCUUGCACAGGCGGGUAUUGUGUUGGGUCUACACAAUGUCGCCGUUUCAUUCCCUCAGAUCUUUUCUAGCUUGAUCUGCAGCGCUAUCUUCAAGGCUGCUCAGAAGCCGCGCGGUGAGCCGUGGGAUGAUAGUGUGGGAUGGGUGCUUCGAUUCGGUGGAUGUGCUGCACUGGUUGCGGCGUUGCUUACGAAGAGGUUGGCUGAGGGCUCGCGAUGA